Molecule: messenger RNA, 1449 nt
Organism: Caenorhabditis elegans
Lineage: Eukaryota; Metazoa; Nematoda; Chromadorea; Rhabditida; Rhabditidae
Gene: pals-6
Product: Protein containing ALS2cr12 (ALS2CR12) signature
Exons: 4
Coding region: 24-1253 (409 amino acids)
Source: RefSeq, marked reviewed
AGUUUUCAGAUUGUUUCAUAAAAAUGGGUUCUGGAUCAAGCAAAUUACAAGAGGAGAAAGAAAAAAAAGAACGAGAGGAAAAAGAAGCGCGGGAUGCUGAGUUGCAAAGAAAGAUGCAAGUAGAGGAUCAGGAGAGACGAGAUGAAUGCAAUCGUCAGCGUAUGAGAGAUUUGAGAAGCUCUGAACUAUCGCAAAGAAAAACCGAGGAAGAACGGGCAGAUAUACAGAGACAGGCAGCUCUAGAACAGUUACAAGCGACAAAAACUGAGAACAACAAGAGGGAGGAUGAGCUCAGAAAAUCGCAAUUUGAAGCAAACGUGAAAGCAGCGGAAAGGGCAGAUGAGGCAUUAAGAAGCCAAAAAGAUGCCGAUAAAAUGGAAAUUAUGACAAGAGAGAACAAUGAUCAAGAAACGCUGAAACUGAUUCAGGAGAAUAAACUUCAAGCCGAAGGAAACAUUUUUGCAAAUGUGUCUGCGUUGAAAGAUCAGAACAAAAGAUUCCAAGAUGAAUGUCAUAGCGAAAAGAAGCAGUUUGGAAUUAAAGUUGAGGAGACGACAGCACAAAACAACGACGAAGUUUUGAAAGAAAGUGCACAGACAAAUCAUAUCAAGUUGGGUAAUCAACAAAAUAAACUCACUCAUGAGUCACGAAUCAUGGCGUUAAAGGAAGGAAAUACGGUUACAAAGAUACACGUUGGUCAGGCACAGGAGAAAGACAGAAAAGAGACGAAUUUCAUUGCUGCUGUCAACAGAAUGAUUCAAGCUGGACGAGAUCUUCCAGAAACCGUUGAUUCUUUGGAAGGUCAUACAUUAAAGCUUAGAUAUGGAAGUGAUGCAUCGGCUUUGGAAAGCGACAUUGGGCUUUGUGAGAUCAUUGUUUCCAGUAUUAACCGCAAAAUAUCGAAACUACAAGACAGUUGCAUAGAUCUUUCCAACUAUGCCAUCGCAGAUCAUAGAAUGGUUCAAGAAAUGCAAAAAAACGCUCUAGGAAUCAAUGAGUCUGUUCGGAGGAUUCAAAGUCAUUUAACACAAUUCCGAGUUUCGUUGUCGGACAAUCCAAUUACCAAUUCGAUGGAACUGUACAAAAAAGUUCAAACCGAAAGUCACAGCUUGAGUACGAAGAUUAACUCGAUGCCAGUUGUCACUGAAACCAACCAUGCGGUGGCGUAUUUGAGAAAACAAAGAGAAACACUAGCUCUGAAUCUUCCUACUGUUGCACCAAAGGGCAAAGUUCAAACAUCUCUAGAGGAUUGAAAGAAAACAUCUUGAUUGUCCUUUCAACUGUGUUAUAAUAAAUUUAUUUAUUCGUUUUUGUAACUUUUUUGAUAUUUAUCCUCAAUAGUAUUCCUGUAAAUAAAAUGUUCAUUGUUCUAUUUUUGUACCUCGUUGAAGUCGACGUUCAACUUUUUAUCAUUUUUUAUUCUGUAAAUAAAUAGGUUGUAUUAUUGCA